CGGCCCCCUCUCCAGUUGGAGCGAGGCAGGGAAUCCGGCUGGUUCGCGCGCUGAGACCACCUGGCGCAAUCCUCUCCUCUCGGCACCGGCGUGCGCGUCCCGCGGAGGCCACAGUCAUGAGGGAAAGGCGGGCCCCCCAGCCAGUCGUGGCCAGAUGUAAACUCGUUUUGGUGGGGGACGUGCAGUGUGGGAAGACGGCGAUGUUACAGGUGUUAGCGAAGGACUGCUACCCCGAGACGUAUGUGCCCACCGUGUUUGAGAAUUACACAGCCUGCUUGGAGACGGAGGAACAGAGAGUGGAGCUUAGCCUCUGGGACACCUCAGGCUCUCCCUACUAUGACAAUGUCCGUCCACUCUGCUACAGCGACUCGGACGCAGUAUUACUGUGCUUUGAUAUCAGCCGUCCGGAGACAGUGGACAGUGCGCUCAAGAAGUGGAGGACGGAAAUCCUAGAUUAUUGUCCCAGCACCCGUGUUCUGCUUAUUGGCUGCAAGACAGACCUGCGAACAGACCUGAGCACCCUGAUGGAGCUGUCCCACCAGAAGCAGGCACCCAUCUCAUAUGAGCAGGGCUGUGCAAUAGCCAAGCAGCUGGGUGCGGAAAUCUACCUGGAAGGCUCAGCUUUCACCUCAGAAAAGAGUAUCCACAGCAUCUUCCGGACGGCCUCCACGGUGUGUCUGAGCAAGCCCAGCCCGACGCCCCCAAAGAGCCCCGUCCGGAGCUUCUCCAAGCGACUGCUCCACCUCCCCAGUCGUUCUGAACUCAUCUCUUCUACCUUCAAGAAGGAAAAGGCCAAAAGCUGUUCCAUUAUGUGAAGCGGGGGCUGGAGAGGGGAGACAACCUCCCACUCCCUCCCUCGGGUUGCAGAGGCGCGGGGAGAGGGAGGCGGAGACAAUUUAGGACACUGGACAACGAGUUUUUCAGACUGCCACGGUGAGGGCUUGGAAGGAGACAAGAAUGGGACAAGGAAAGAGCCAGGCCCGGCUUGAGGACCUGACACUAAGAAAGAACCAUCACACCCCAAGCCAGGCACUAGGUGGUGGAGGGCGUGGCUGCCCCAGUGCCCCCCACUCCAGAGGAAGAAAUGGUGUGGGGGUGUGGGGGGCAUGCUGGCCUCAUGGGCUCAGGGGUCUUACAAGAGCCUCACCUUCAGCAUCAUGCCUCUUCCACCCAGCGUUUCCAUGCAGGCCAGGGGACGGGAGGGGCCCCUGAGCCCUGCCCUUCCCCUCCGAGGAGGCCACAGAAGAGUGGAGAGUGGGGAAGCCGGGAGGCAGCUCCCUUGGGAGCUGAGCCUGGUGCUUCAUGACUGAAAUCAGAAGGACAGGAGCUGGUCAGAGCCAAUGAGAAGGAAACCUCAUCUUUGCAUAGCCCAUGCCUCAUGGGGAGGUGACAUCAUACAUUCACAUGCUUCUCACCUAAGUCCCCAGGGUCCAAGGGAGAAGCCCUGGACCCCCUUCUCUUGCAGUGUGGGGGUGGUGGUGCUGCAGGGGGCAGGGCUGGGUGGGGGUCACCAGACUUUUUCUGCCCCUAGGGCAGUACAGCUGGCAUUUGUUUUAUAGACUCUUGUCUUUGGAAUGGGGGGAGGGGGGCGUGUUUCAAUCUGUUAUAUGUUCUGUGUUUAAAGAAGAAAACCUAUUUAUUAAUGAAAAAUAUAACACAUAUAAAGAAGUUGGCUCUGUUUUCUUAGUGUCUUUCUGUUUCCUUUGAUCAUUGAUAA
Myotis daubentonii (Daubenton's bat) is the source of this 1717-nucleotide messenger RNA. RefSeq names its product Rho family GTPase 1 (gene RND1). The record is from RefSeq and is a predicted model, not a curated record. Gene Ontology annotation, molecular function: GTP binding; GTPase activity. Lineage: Eukaryota; Metazoa; Chordata; Mammalia; Chiroptera; Vespertilionidae. Gene Ontology annotation, biological process: small GTPase-mediated signal transduction.